This is a messenger RNA of Callorhinchus milii (elephant shark), 1674 nucleotides long. Its product is annotated as programmed cell death 1 ligand 1. The transcript is spliced from 6 exons. Lineage: Eukaryota; Metazoa; Chordata; Chondrichthyes; Chimaeriformes; Callorhinchidae. Gene Ontology annotation, cellular component: external side of plasma membrane. The record is from RefSeq and is a predicted model, not a curated record. Bases 167 to 1051 code for a protein of 294 amino acids. Gene Ontology annotation, biological process: positive regulation of T cell proliferation; negative regulation of T cell proliferation; cellular response to lipopolysaccharide.
CGAGGAGGCGGAAUGAUGCAUGUGAUUUCCUGGUUUGGAGGGAAAUACCACAAGCUCUCCCCCAGCAUUUAAAUGAAGCAAGGAUUGAGCAAAUAAACACACUGUACAGUUUACACACAACCUACCAAGAUCGCUAGAGCCAGGCUCCCGAGAAAACGCAGGCACAAUGAAGAUUUCAGUGCUGCUUUGCAUACUGGGAGCUCACUUGCCCUUACUGACAGCUCUUUUUGUGGUCACCUCUCCCAGACAAUUCUACACUGCAUCCUACGGCAAUAACAUCACUGUGGAAUGUAGGUUUCCAGUAGGCUCCAACUUCAAUGCGAAUCAGCUAAACGUGUACUGGUACCACAUUCUGGGUGAUGGAUCCUUGCAGGAGAUUUACAGAAUGCGUGAAGGAAAGGAAAUGCUUCAGGACCAGCCAUCUGAAUACAAAGAACGAGUCUUCCUCAUGUGGGAUGAGCUGUACAGUGGCCGUGCAUUGCUGGAAAUUUCACAAGUCAGAGUCUCCGAUGCAGGAACCUACCGCUGUGCCAUUGACCUUAAUGGAGUGGAUUAUAAAGAUACUGCACUGAAAGUCACAGCCUCUUAUGAAAACAUAAAGACCUCUGUCACAAAAGAAAAGGAAGAGACCGAGUUCAUUUGUCAAUCCAUGGGAUACCCUCUAGCUACAGUGGCCUGGCUCGAUGGGAAUGGUUGUGGCCUGAAUGAGACAGCGAAUACCACCUAUUUUACUGACAACCAGGGUCUGUAUAACAUCAAAAGUGUUCUGAGAGUUAAAGCUAAUAUCAACAGGACGUAUGUGUGUACAUUUUGGAAUAAAGAACUGAACAGGACUACGUCAACCGAUUUACGCAUUACAGAUAUCAAAGGGACACAUGAAGAGGCUGACAUUUUUCCUUCAGCUGUAGGAAUUUACAUCAUUAUAGCAGUGGUAACUGCUCCAAUAGUAAUUCUCAUUGUGAUCAUUCUGUUCCUCUUCUGGACCGUAAAAAUGAGGCGACGGCAGCACAAAACAUACAAAAAGACAAACAUGGAUCAUUCAUUGAUGUGAAGACCUCGCACUUGGAAUAAGGAGGAAGGCUUUGUAAUUUCAAACUCCUGAUGCUACAGCAAAGCCAGCACUGUAGCCACUGAACACUCUGUGGUAUUGCUCAGUGCCACACCAGUCUGAUGGAAGCUAGAAAAGAUUAAUACAAUAGCCAGCAUUGGUUCAACAUUGUCAAAACUGUGAUACUCGAACAAAUUCCUGCUUCUUAGAGGAUGUCCCAAAGCGCUUCACAGGAUGUACUGUAUAGUGCAAUAACUGUGUGUUAAGGAAUGAGGUUAAAACAUUCUUUGAAAUACUCCAUCCCCGCCACUCAAAUCUGGCUUUAAAAAGUCCUUGUGUUAUCCAUGUGACCAGGUAACAAGCAGAUUCACUGUUAGUGACAAUCAUUUUCAAGUGCAUCAAAUGGCCUUUGAACUUAAUCAGCAGGUACUGGAUGAACUCACUCUGAGGUAAGGCAGAAUCCUCUGUAUUAUCCCCAGAGGGGCAAAGAGCAAGAGAAGCCUUGCCUAAAUAUUUCAGGCUCAAUUUAUGUUGAAUUGAAGAAGUUCAGGCUUAUCUGGGACUUGAUGUUCAGUUUUGUCCAUAAAAUAUACAGCUAAUUCACUUUACAGUAUAUUAUGUGAAGC